GUGCCAAUCUAUCAAGGGGUACUGUAUCAGUGGGGAGUGACUCUACCUGUGCGGUUGCGGUAAACUUUGCUGGUAAGCUCCAACCCAGUGCAGUACCGGUACCGUGCUUUACUCGAGUAGAGUCCAACCGGGGAAGAAUUCAACUCCUCGCCUUCCCCGCAAAAAAAGCCCCCCAAUCACACACACCUUACACGGCUAUCGACGGCUCAGUCAACAGCAUCCACUGUGGCCCGUCCCGUCUCGGAUAUAGACCACAAGUACUCGUACCCGACCCGCAACGCGCAUAUACCAUACAUACUCGAGUACGGUACUGUACAUUACAUCCUUUUCACUUCAUUUCGAUCUCAUAAACUUCACCACUCUUUCUUUCUUUUCUUUUCUUUUUUCUUCUUUUUACCUUUGGAAAUAGGGAUAAAAGAAGAAAUAGAAAGGAACUCCUUCCGGAAUCACACGUUUGGCCCCCCUUUACUUGCCUGCAGGCUAUACUUGAGGCGGGAAUUAAGGAGGAGCAGAAGAUGCUGUGGGGCAGUACCGGCAGUCGAACGGUUGUGCGAGCUAGAUUUUUCCGGAGGAGUAACAGCAGCAGCAGCAGCGUCAGAGUCCUCCCUCCAUUUAUUACUACCACUGCAAGAUCGUCGUUGUUGUCUGUAUCGAAGUUGUCGAGGUCAAGGGGGCUCAAGAGUUCUGCUCGGGUGCUUGUCGUGAAACCAUUCUUACUCGCGGAUAUUGGUGAAGGAAUCCGUGAAUGCGAAGUCAUACAAUGGUUCGUUCAGCCAGAGGCUAGAGGUUUUUUUUAUUUCCCCUCUUGCGGGUUCUUGACUUGCUUGCCGUUCUCGGAUAAAUGUGGGGGUUUGCUGCUCGUACCGGUCGGGCUUCUGGCCGGCUGGUUGGACUCGAUCACUUCACGCUACGAUGGGGUCAUCAAAAAGUUGCACUACGAGGCCGGGGACAUGGCAAUUGUUGGAAAGCCUCUCGUCGACAUUGACCUUCAAGCCGACAUCAACGAUCCCGAACUUGGGGAGAUGCAGAGCAAGACCCCUGCAGUGUCUGCGGUUUCAAAGCAAGCACCUAAGAUAUCUGAGGGCAUGAAUGGACCCGGACAGUUCUCAACGACGAGGCCCCACGGAUCCCUCGCCACACCAGCUGUUAGACGUAUGACAAGAGAGCAUGACGUGGAAAUCACCGAGAUUACAGGCACCGGGAAGGAUGGACGAGUCCUCAAAGAGGACGUGACAAGGUUUGUCGAGGCCAGGAAGUCUGGUGAACUCUCGCAGCUGUCGUCGCAGCUUAGUGCUCCCCGACCCCCGCUGGCACGGGCUGUCACCUUAGGAGUGGAGACGAAAGUCCCCCUCACACACAUUCAAUCGCAGAUGCUGAGAUCCAUGACCAAGAGCCUGACAAUCCCACACUUCCUCUACUCUGACGAAAUAAACUUCGAUCCACUAAUCCGCCUCCGCUCCAUAAUCAACAAACCUCUCGAUGCGAACCCGCCGGUGCCCAGAGUGUCCUUCACGCCCUUUGUCGUCAAAGCCGUUUCAAUAGCGCUAGACCAGUACCCCCUCCUCAACAGCCGCCUGGAGUUCGACGGCGAUAACAAGCCAUAUCUAAUCAUGCGUCCGCAGCACAAUAUCGGUGUAGCGAUGGACACACCAGUAGGCCUUGUAGUCCCCAACAUUAAGGACGUCAAUAGCCUCAGCAUCCUAGACAUUGCAGCAGAGCUCAAAAGACUGCAGGAGCUGGGUGGAGAAGGCAAACUAACACCUGCAGACCUAAGCGGUGGAACAAUAACUGUAAGCAACAUCGGGAACAUCGGCGGAACGGUAGUAGCACCUGUGAUUGUCGCCGGCGAAGUCGCGAUCCUGGGGAUGGGCAGAGCGCGAAAGUUACCAAGGUUCAACGAGAACGGAGGGGUCGUCGCAGAGACAGUCGCGAACUUCUCCUGGUCCGCGGAUCAUAGGGUCGUUGACGGCGCAACGAUGGCGAGAAUGGCGGCGCUGGUGAGGGAACUGUUGGAGGUUCCUGCGAAAAUGUUUGCCAGGAUGAGAUAAUUCAUACCAUUCAUUCCCACCAACCAGCAAAGUUGCACUCGAAUCACGAAUAGGCGUUCAACUAAUAUCUAACUCGCCUCGCCUCGCCUCACCCCACCUUCCUCCCACUGACACAAACCGCACGCUAUCCACCAAUCAGUCAACCAAAUCGGCCAAGCGCCCCCGAAACGAUACAUACUCGAGUAGAAUGAAUCAAUCAAAUAAGUAAAUGAAUAAACAAAUUAAUAACCUUAUCUCA
Messenger RNA from Tuber melanosporum (Perigord truffle), 2286 nucleotides. RefSeq lists its product as uncharacterized. Gene Ontology annotation, molecular function: lipoic acid binding; acetyltransferase activity. Gene Ontology annotation, cellular component: cytoplasm; mitochondrion. Lineage: Eukaryota; Fungi; Ascomycota; Pezizomycetes; Pezizales; Tuberaceae. The transcript has 6 exons. Bases 516 to 2048 code for a protein of 510 amino acids. The record is from RefSeq and is a predicted model, not a curated record.